AUGGAACAGUUAAACCUGACCACGAUACCCACAACAGUGCUCUCGGACACAGAAACUGACGACGAAGAUGGACGUUUCUUUCAAGUAGAUCAUUUGGCGCUUGCUUCUAGCAUGUCCACUCUCGAUGUACGAGAGGAUGGUAUAUCACCGACUGAGAAUGAAGACAAGGAAUGGUUGAUAAACAACAAACGUAGUCAGAAAGUAGCGGAACCGAACAGAGAACAUAAAAGACGAGCAGACGGUUUGAGCGCGGACAAAAUGGAAAAAACACUUAGAAUGUUGGCUAUGGCUUGCGCAUGUACUUUUGGUGUCGGAAGUCAUUUUUCGAGUCAUAUAAUUGGACCACUUAAGGGCAUUCUUAUGGAGCGCUUAAACCUCACAAACACCCAAUUCUCUCUCCUUAUUGCCUCUCUAACUCUCUGUAACACGGUAAUACCAAUCGUCUCUGGACUAUUAAUCGCAAAAGUAGGAACAACGAACAGUUCGAUAGUGGUCACUACUGUAAUUCUGAUAGGGAUGAUUGUUGUCACGGCUGCUAGUUGGUCUGGGCAAGUGUGGGCAAUGAUUGUAGGAUUUGCUGUGUUUGGCAUGGGCCUAGCUCCAUUAACCAUAAUCCAAGAAACAAUCAUAGUCCAAUUCUUUCAAGGCAAUGGUUUGGGCUUUGCCCUGGCUUCUGGGUUGACAGUGGGAAAACUAGCAUCCUUUCUUGCCUCCAUAACUGCUGUCCCGCUUUCCUUAAGCGGAGAGCUUUCUUACCGUACUCCUUUUAUAGUCGCAACAUUCACUUGCUUCCUCUCAUGGAUAAUGAAUAUAAUAUAUUUAUUCCUUUUAAGACAUGCUGGGAAUAGAAAAGGACAAGGGAAUGACGGAGCCUUAUUCCAUAAAGUCAUGGAGAAGAAGACCGUGCACUGGAGUGCGAUAUUCGAGUUGUCGAAUAUGUUCUGGUGGUAUUUGGUUGUUGUACUAUUGUUUGGAACCGCGAUGGUGCCAUUUAUACAUUUGUCGAGCGUUUGCAACAAGGAAAUGGGACAGGAUGUGGGAAAGAAUGACAUAACAAGGGAGAUUGACGAUAUCGAAAUCCACAAUAUCGUCAAACAUCGGUUCGACCAGUCGGACUUGAUUGCUGCAUGGGAUGCGUCUUUAAUCUUAUUACUGCCCGUCGCUGUAUAUCCUUUUCUCGGACUAUUUCUCGACAAGCAUGGAAAACGAUGUUUUAUAUCAUUCGCUCUUGCCCCUUUAACAGUAGUAAGCCUUGUUCCUCUUCUUACAGAACAUGUGUCCACUGGUCUCGGACUGUACAAAUCUCUAGAUAAUAUCGGAGCAACACUAAGCCAAACAGUAGCUGGUCUCGUUCUCGACGCCCAUGCCAAGCACAUCAACUACACCAAAUCUCCAGAUGGCAUCGAACUCGGACACGAAAACGAUGAUCUAGGAGCUUUGCGAUUAUUUGCUGCAUUGAGUUUCCUUUGCGUUGUUGCAGCUUUGAUAUUCUGGUGGCAAGACAAAACAUACGAAAAUGGACGUAUAAAUUCCAGAGAUGAUGGUAGUCACUAUCAUGAUACUGCCAAAUAUGGACAUUUGGGAGAUGAGGACGUUACAAAUGGGACGAGUAUGAUGGUCAUGGAGGACGAAACCAAUUAUUCAAAGGAGGCAUUAUCGAAAAGAAGGAAGAGAAGCGUGAUCUAUGUUGGGUUACUGAUAAUAUUGCUUGUAAUCUGUUGGGGAUUGUUUGCUGUGGUAGCUAUAAAGAAAGCUAAUGUACAUCGGGUUGAGCCCGGAAAGAAUUCAACUGUUACAGCAGAACAGGAUUGA
Molecule: messenger RNA, 1812 nt
Organism: Paraglomus brasilianum
Lineage: Eukaryota; Fungi; Glomeromycota; Glomeromycetes; Paraglomerales; Paraglomeraceae
Source: the annotation of a GenBank genome assembly